AUGCAGCAACCCUUGCUGCAACAGCAGGUGCAGCAGCAUUUGAUGCAGCAAAGAGAGCAGGAGCAAAUGUUGGCGGUGCAAGAGCCGAAGCAGGUAGUGCGCGGUGAUAACGAGCAGCAGGCGAUGCAAGGAGAGGAGCAGCAGGGGCCGCAGCAGGAGGAGCGCGAACGGCAGGGUGAGCGGCGUAAGCGGAAGCGGAAACAGCAAGAGGAACCGGAGCCAUCGGAGGAAGAGCAACAGCAGCAGUUGCAGCCUGUCGAUCCGCUCGCGGGGCAGUCAAUGGAGAUUCCUGGAUUGCCACCGGGUGCUUCUGACGCAUCCCGCCUUUUACAGGCUUCGAGGGAUGAAGAUGCUGCAGCUUCUGCAGCAGGAGCUGCAACAGCAAGCGCAGCCUUUUACAGGCUUCGAGGGAUGAAGAUGCUGCAGCUUCUGCAGCAGGAGCUGCAACAGCAAGCGCAGCAACAGCCUUGCCAAGUACAAGUCCAGCAGCACCUGCUAGAGGUGCAGGAGCAGCUGGUGGAAGAGGAGCAGCAGCUGGUAGAAGGGCAGCAGCAGCUGCUGGAGCUGUUGUAG
Eimeria mitis is the source of this 573-nucleotide messenger RNA. RefSeq lists its product as uncharacterized. The record is from RefSeq and is a predicted model, not a curated record. Lineage: Eukaryota; Apicomplexa; Conoidasida; Eucoccidiorida; Eimeriidae.